GAAAAGGACUCAAUGAUACAACAGCAGUUAAAAGUGUCAAUGAAUCAAUUGAUAUGUAAAAAUUUUGCGUAUACGUGUUUUAUACGUGCGAAGUCGAUUUGUAAACGAGCAUUCAAACCAUUAUCGCGAUUCAUAAAAUUAAGAGGACCUUUUCACGGCCGGCUGUUAAACACUAGUGAUCGAUAAAUUAUCCCAAAUGGAAAGAAAUGCUUUCCGGAUCAUUUUAAUCGCAUUUUAGUAGUAUUAAAGGAUGGAUAAGUAAUACUUCUGGUCGAAAGAUGAUGAAAAUCUAUUUUGGCGUCCGAGAUCAAGUGAACCGUUCUUUGUGAGAAAGCCUCUAUUAAAAAUACGGAUUGCGACUCCGACUGAAAACCAUCCUUAAACACUUAACACUUAACGACUGGCCCUAAGUGAAACAGUGAGUUUUGUUUCCCCGAGACCCUCAAUGUUCCCCAAGGCGAAGCCGAGGGGAAUAUGCGAGGAUCGCGGCACACAAAUCGAUUUGCCGCGAAUUCAAGGUGCACAACCUGAUCACGAGCGAGUCGAAGGUUCAAGUUGUUGUUUCCCUAAGGAGUUAGCGAGUUUUGACUCAAUAUGACACGUGACAUGUUCUCAUCCAAUCGGAAAACGUAUUUCAGUUGGGAGGUAAAAUAAUUACAUUUCUCUCUUUUUUCCACAGGGAGGUGGAGGAGAGAAAAGUAUUUCAACAGCAGUGCCGCGGAAAAUAUUGACCUCAAACUUCAAUCAAGUUUUUUCAGAGUGAUCGACCUAGCAGCUUGGUUUAAACGGAAAAUCGAUGGAUAACAAUACUUCGGGUGAAAACAAUACCUCGACCGAAGGAAAGCCAUUUCAAUGGCAAACGGUGUACCUGGCAUACGCCACUGUCAUGUUCUUUGUUUUGACUGUCGGUUUCUUUGGCAACGUUGUAACUCUCAUAGUUCUUCGUUACCGCGAACACCGGAGAAAGGUGAUCACUCCAUUGAUGAUAAACCUCGCCGUGGCCGACCUUGUAAUCAUUGUUCUGGUAUACCCCGUGAUCGCCGCUACAAACCUGCUUGGACUACCGCUCGAGGAGGGUUCCUUUCGAUGCAUGUGGUCCUCAUUCGCUAAUGGCGUAGCUGGUAUCUCGUCUAUAGCAUCUCUGACGUCCAUGAUCGGCGUUAUGUAUCAUGUCUUUAGGCAGACUGUACCGCAUCCAAAAAUCCACACCAGGUACAUGACUUUGAUAGUCACUGGCACGUGGUUAUACGGGAUAUUGCUCAAUCUUCCUCCUAUGAUUGGCUGGAGUAGGGCUGUACCCGGUAAAGCCGGUAUAAGCUGCGGCCCUGAUUGGGCCACUUCAGAUACCGAGGGCAUCGUCUAUAUCGUCUUCCUAUUGAUGUUUGGUUUUUUUCUUCCCAUCACGAUGAUUGCCACCUUCCAUUACUUGAUUUACAGGUAA
Orbicella faveolata is the source of this 1441-nucleotide messenger RNA. Its product is annotated as melanopsin-like. Gene Ontology annotation, biological process: G protein-coupled receptor signaling pathway. Lineage: Eukaryota; Metazoa; Cnidaria; Anthozoa; Scleractinia; Merulinidae. Gene Ontology annotation, cellular component: membrane. Gene Ontology annotation, molecular function: G protein-coupled receptor activity. The record is from RefSeq and is a predicted model, not a curated record.